Hippocampus comes (tiger tail seahorse) is the source of this 3595-nucleotide messenger RNA. Its product is annotated as putative leucine-rich repeat-containing protein DDB_G0290503. The coding region runs from base 377 to 2416 and encodes 679 amino acids. The record is from RefSeq and is a predicted model, not a curated record. The transcript has a single exon. NCBI's taxonomy places the organism in Eukaryota, Metazoa, Chordata, Actinopteri, Syngnathiformes, Syngnathidae.
CCCCGCGACCCUUGUGAGGAUAAGCGGAUCGGAAAAUGGAUGGAUGGAUGGAUGCGUAGUUAGACAUGCAUAGAUUAGGUACAAUUUAAUUGUCCAAAACUGGACAAGGUAUGGGGUGCAAGCAGCAGUCAAACGUUUCAUUUCAAUAAGCACAAUAUUUACCAAGUACACCCUGCAGGGCUUUAAUGACACAAUACUACAAAGUCCUUUUAUCCAUCAGCGGCAGCUGUAUUCCUUUUAUCUGGUAUCAUAAAGGUGAUAGCUACCAGCCCACUUUGCAUGUCGAUUAUAUAAAGGAAUACAUCGGAACUCUCAAGAGCAUGAAGCAGUCCCAAUUUCUUCAAUUGCCGAUAAGGGUAAGAAUUCAGGACAAGUGAUGAUGGCAUGCGGAAAAGAGCAUCAAUUACCAAAUGACUGUCUGAUGGACCAUAACAAUGAUCUUGAAAAGAAGUCCACACUGACUGAGCGAAAAAGACUCCUCGAUGAGAAGCUGGCUUAUCUCGAAUGCCAGAGUGCCACGAUGGAAAGAGAGAAAAAGGACUUCAGGACUCUACUUCAGGAUAGUCGGGACACACAGCAGAAUUUUUACCUGAAUGAAGACUUGAGUCAACUUAAUUCUCGGACUGUCACGGGCGAGACGGCAGAUGCAGACCUGACAGUCAAAAAUUGCAAUCAGACGAAGGCAACACUGACUGAAGUGAAUGACCGUAAAAUGAGACUGUUUAAAAUUUGGAGUGUGAAUGUGGAGACCGACAAUGAAAAGUUAAGGAAACAAGUUCAAGUCCUCGAAGAAAACAACGCCUCAUUCACGCAACAAAAUGAGCUCCUCAGUGAAAAAUUGGUUCAUUAUGAAUCCUGGAGUGUGAAGAUGGAAACACACUUGAGUACGCACAUCAAAUUUCUGCAAGAAAAUGAAGAUAUUCUGAUUAAACAGAACGAGUUCCUCAAGAUGAAAGUGACUGAGCUCGAGAGGUGGGGUGAAAUGACCGAGAAACAAAAUGAAAACCUUCAGGCACGGCUAAGAGUUCUGAAAGAAAAUGAGAAUAUCAUGAAUGAGAUGAUUGAGACCCUAAGGGCUAAUUUGACCCACGCUGAAACUCAGCGGGACAAAGACCAGGCCGACAUGUAUUGUAUGAGAACAAAACUGCGGACGGUCAGAUGUCAAUUGCAAGACCAAGAUGAACUAUUGAGCAGGGUCGAUCAUGCCGAAUCCCGCCUGGAGAAGGCAUGCGCAGAAAAUGAAAGUUUAGGCAACAAAGUGCGUGAACUUCAGGAGGAAAAUAAUUUUUUGAAAAAAGAGAAGGACAUAACUCGAGAAGAACAUUCAUCCCUCUGUGACCGACAGUCUGAACAAAUUGCCCAGCUCAAGGCGGCAGUCAACGACAAUCGGCAUCAACUUGACAAGGUUCAGUUUGUCAUCUGUAGUAAAGACGAGUUGUUAGCAAAGCAAAAGGGGGAAAUAGAUGAGCUCAACUCUCUCGCUACCAGUUUGAAACAAACAAUACAUGAUCUUCAGAGUCGAGUGGAGCUCAGGCGGAUGGAAAAUAUCCUUGCAGAGACGGCACGCAAGGAGCAGGUCAGUGAAAAUCAGGUGGAUUUAAGGGCGGGGAGGAAAGGAACGAGGGCGCCGUUGAAAGCUCUUCAUCGAAACAAUGACCCCAAUAUUGAACAAAAAAGGCUUUUUAAGCACACUUUGACUUUGUGUGACUGCCCAAAUCUGAACAUGGAAUCAGAGAAUGAAGAAUUGAGGGCACAGUUGAAGGAACUUCAAGAAAAACAGGUCAAAAUGGCUGAGAUGAACAGUCAUCUAAAAGAAAAGUUGGCUCAUCUUGAAUUUUGGCGUGCCGAGAUGGAGACAAAGAAUGACGAGUUCAAGACAAAAUUAGAGUAUCGUAAUGACACUGAGACCGUCAUUUCUGAUUCGUGUCAAUCUGAACCGCACAUGGACACGGAAAACGUUAAAAGUCCUCAAUCGAGGACAGACUCAGAGUCGGCUUUGUUUCACUUGCAAGAUCAGGGCGAUUUGAAGAAGACCCGAGAUCACGUGGAAAUUAUUGCUGAAGCGCAGGUGGCGGAAAAUGAAAAGUUGAGCAACAGCCAAUGUGAGGCUAACAUUCUAAAAACGAAUGAGGUAGCUAGCGUAAAACUUGGAGCCCAUAAACCUGUUGGAGAUCUGCUGACCAAAAAUAUUACACAACUGAAGACAGGAUUCAAAGAUCACAAGCUCCAAAUUGAGGAGUCUGGAAUUGUCCUCCUCUGUUUUAAGGAUGACUUGUUCACGAUGAAAACCAAAGACAUAAAUCAGAGAGACAAACGUGGAGAUGCCGCUCUUUUCAUCACAUUGGGACAAUCAAUUCUUAACUUUCAACACAAGUUGGAACGCAUGGAAGAAAUAUUAACGGCAGAUAACAUUUAGCAUCGAAACCCCGUCGACAGCCUGAGCGCAAUCAUCUUGCUGCGCUUGUAAAGAGACAACGGCUGCAAGGUAUGAGCAAAAGAACUUGAGACUGCUACUUGCUGUUUGUUUUUUUUCAUUUUCAACCAAUAUCUGUCAAGUCUAUAAAAGUGAUUGGAAAGUAAUGAUUUGGUUUUGACCCACUGCGGUUCACGUUUUUGUCAAUGGUUUUCCCAUCAUAAUUAUUAAAGGUGUUCCGAUCAGGGUUUUUGAUUCUGAUACCAAUCACAUGGAUUAGUUUGACCUUUUUCUAUUGUAGAGCUGCUUACUAACAAUGAGUGCACCACUAAUAAUCAAUUCUCCAAACCUUCCAAGAUGAUACAUGUUGAUACUGAGUCAGAUACAGGCUGCUUGGGCUAGCUAAAAGACGAGUGUUUUUUUUUUUCUUAACUUCAAUUAGGAAUUGUUAUCCUAUGUCUCUUAAUGUUUAUUAGCUUCCUUCGUGCCACACGUAGCGGAGAAGAGGACGGGCUUCCUCUCUGGGAGAUACCAACAGUAUUUCCUAUGCUAUUGCUAGCUUGGUUCACCAAAACAAUGCUACAACCCAACAGUUGUUCAGUAGACUUACCACUAGAUAGGCCGAUAGUGUACCAUUUAAGCCUUUAAGAAAAUAUUACUUCUGUCGUAUUUGUUUUGCAUGUAAAAAAAAAAAACAACAAAAAAACGUAUGAAAUAAUCAUCUUUUUUUGUUUGUUUUACAGCACUCUGGGUCUUUUUCCCCCAUCAUUCAAAUCUGAUUUAGUCACAAAUGACGCACUGUGUCCUAGUUUUCCACUUCACAUUGGUGCUGCUGUAAGGUGAACAGUGUAAAGAUGAUGAUUAGUCUCAGGAGGAUUCUUUAUCCUCUUCUAAGACCAGACUGAGUUGACCACAGACAUUAACCCCGGUGAAAGGACCCCUGCCUUUAAAGUGCUCGUAGCAGAACAGGUUCAUACACUGGGUUACUAUAUCUCUUUAAAAUUAGAAGAAUAUGAUGCAAAGAUAGUUGGAGUUCCAAUUGUAUUUAUAAUCAGUAUAAAUCAUUUUCUAUAUGCAUAUUGUAUAUUAUUAGUAUAUCUAUUUAAUUUAUAAUCAAUUUAUAAGGCCCUCAAAUUCAAAACAUAUUAUUGUGAUCAUGUAAUAGAAGAUUUAUUUGGACUU